GGUUCCGGCUUGGAUCGCCCCCAGACCAUGGAUGCCUCUGCCGCGCCAAAGACCCACCAUCCAUCGUGGAUUUCCGUGGCUCCGGAAAAGAGCCCGGGCUUCCCGCAGCUAUCGAGUCUGCCCAAUAUGCUCCUCGACAGGGCGGCUGCGUCUGCAGCACAGCCAUUCCUUUCGUCACGGAACUCGACGCUUCCUGCUCCAGCCAAGAAGGCUGCAAGCUCAUCGCUCGGAUCUCGGCCCCAGCCCCCCAAGUUCCAGACGGCUGGGACUCAAUCGCUCCGGGCGGACGAAUCUACGAUCCGCACGACUUUCCCUUCACAGCCCACCGAGAGCUCUCGGGCACACACGAAGACGAAGCCAUCGGCGACAAAGCCAUCGGAGGCGAAAGGAAUCGAUCGUAUCGGUCUCUCCGGCACAUUCUCGAACCUGUGCAACUCAGACCGAAGAAGACUUCUCGCUCUCAUCCAUCAGCUGGCGGUUUCGGAGCAAUCGAGACAGCGGCUGGGGACAGCGCUCAAACAGCUCGAGAGCCAGAAUGCUACUGUUCGAGCCGAUCUGGAUCACGCCCGACGGGAAGUCAGCGAUUCCCAGGUCAAGUACUCAGAGCUACUGGAGUCGCUUCAGAGUGCUCAAAGUCUCGCAGACCAGUACUUGGCCGAAAACCAGAAGAUCGAGACUCGGGGCGACUCUGCCGAUCAUGACGGACUGCUCGUGAAGCAGCUGGAGGACAGCAUUAGAGCAUUGCUAAAGGAAGAAUUCCAGAAGCUCCAGGACUUGCUGCAGUCGUCAAUUGAGGCUCAUCAACAGGCCUUGUUGGUAGCGGGUAAAGGCUCUCAGACCAUCUCAACAGCCGCGCCGAACUCGUCCAGCCAAUCGAUUCCGCACGAAUCUCUUGGCGAUUCCAUCGAAGCCGACCCCUCGCUGUCGUUUGGGCAAACCACAUCGAUGCAGCGAUUGCUGAUGGCGAUUUUGGAGCGGCGACGAAGAGGCACUCCCGGAUGUGAUCUCCAGACGAGCUCGUCUGCCCCGGUUCUCACAGUCACCCCAGUCUCAGAUUCGAGCCACAGCGAGCCCAUAUCAAAGCCGCGGUCGUCCGGCACUGUCAAAGCGCAAGUCAGCCGGCUGCUGCAGGUUGCUCGCUCCCACAGCCCGUCCAAUCCGAGCCACUCCCGUAGCGAAGCUUCUGACUCUGACUCGUCUGAAUCCGUAACCCCAUCCGAGUUUACGUCGGUAUCGAACCAUGACAAUCACAAAGAGCAAGCCGAUAUCCGCGAUCGAGAAUCUCCUGUUCUGUCCUGGGCUAGCGACAGUCCUGCGUCGCAGGCCCUCUCUGAAGGGUCACCGCGACUCCCAGGGCGGACGAGGCCAAGCAGAGAUCAUGGCCGGGCCGGCUCAGCACACGCAAGAUCCUCGUCAGGGCGAAAGCAUACAGUCGAUAGCACUGACGACUGGCACGACACAGGCUCAGAGUCGUCCCCACAGUCUAUCCGACAGGAAGCGCUGGGCCCUCACAACCAUCGGCGACGAGAGCCGGGACCCAAAGCGCUCGAUCGCCAGAUAUCUGUUUCGCAGCCGAGCCCACCGAGCAAGAUCAAGCGGAGCGUGUGUGCACCUCGUCCACCCAGUCCGAUUCGGCAACAAUCAAUCGACUUUGUCGAUGCCCGGCACCUCCAUCCACCAACCAGCAUCUCGAAGUCUUCGCGCAACAAACAGCAGCUUCACGGACACAACUCGAGGUACCUUCGGUCGCAGCCGUAUCCGCCACAUCGUCAAUAUCCUGAAGCUCGCCAUUCCCACCAAUUGCACAAUCGCAAUCUUGGCCAUGCCGGAGGCUGGGAUGCCCCCGACUAUAUCCCACCUGCCAUACGCUUUGCGGUACCUCACGCUGCCCCCGCUGCCCGGGCAUCUGCCGUUCUUCCAAAUACCCGGCUACAUGCAUUCCAACCCAAACCAAUUGAGCCGAUCCUCUCCUCUGACCAAAUAGAGGCCAGUGAUUCGAUGUCGUAUCCGUGUGCGUCGCGGCCAGACCAGAGCUUGCUCUUUGCAACAGAUACUUCAAUGGUCCAGUCGCUCUCGUCAAUCCUUGAAUCGAUCGGCGAUAGAGAGUCGGACUCGAUCCCCACCCGCGAUUCCCCGGGGGAAUACUAUCCAAAGCAGCAAGCUUCGUCGCAGCCUCAGCGUACUCUGAGAGCCAAGGAAACCCCACCCACCCGUCUAGUUGCAGAAAAGCAUCGCAUCGUCCGCCAAACCCGUCCUGUUCAGUUUCACAAACCGGCAAAUCGAGGAUCAGCUGUGGAUGAUGGGCAUUCGCUUGGAUCUCGCGGCACGGCAUGCACAGAGCUUGAUGAUCUCAUUUACUGUCUGAAUGAUAUGUAACUGCACAUUCGCGAGGCAUUACACAGGUUGGGCGAGAGUAGCUACGCAGCGAAAUUAGCACUGGGUUACAGGCAAUCCAAUAAAAAACGGGACACCCGGGUUUUUGACCAUUCA
This is a messenger RNA of Polychytrium aggregatum, 2490 nucleotides long. RefSeq lists its product as uncharacterized. The record is from RefSeq and is a predicted model, not a curated record. Bases 28 to 2376 code for a protein of 782 amino acids. The transcript is spliced from 3 exons. NCBI's taxonomy places the organism in Eukaryota, Fungi, Chytridiomycota, Chytridiomycetes, Polychytriales.